Peromyscus californicus insignis is the source of this 8072-nucleotide messenger RNA. RefSeq names its product zinc finger protein 750 (gene Znf750). NCBI's taxonomy places the organism in Eukaryota, Metazoa, Chordata, Mammalia, Rodentia, Cricetidae. The transcript is spliced from 2 exons. Bases 1482 to 3614 code for a protein of 710 amino acids. Gene Ontology annotation, biological process: positive regulation of transcription by RNA polymerase II; epidermis development. The record is from RefSeq and is a predicted model, not a curated record. Gene Ontology annotation, molecular function: DNA-binding transcription activator activity, RNA polymerase II-specific; promoter-specific chromatin binding; RNA polymerase II cis-regulatory region sequence-specific DNA binding. Gene Ontology annotation, cellular component: nucleus.
GUAUACAAGAAGAAAUAAAGAACCCACUCUUGUAGCUGGCCACUCCACCCCACUGCCCACUAUACACAUGUAUACUGAGGACAGGGGAGACAGACUUAGAGUGAGGACUUAGGCAUAAGACUUUAGUGGUUGGUUCUGUUUCUGAGGGUCUGGCUUACAGACAAGUAUCUGGCUAGGUCUAGAGGGCAUAGCUUUACACCUUUCUCACAAACUUAAUUUUAAAGCUAAGAACAAUUUGAUUAAAUAAUUUCCACUGAGUGUUAUUUUUAAGUAUUUAAAAUACUUAAUACAAGAUCUUUCCCUUUUCACAUACCCUAUACAAAUCAAGGUGCCUGGCCUGAAUACUUCACCUUAUACCCAAGCUUCAUCUAGGGUCACCCCAGAUGUCCAGGCAGGCAGCUUCGCUAAGUGUUCAGCUUUGGGUUAGGAAGCACUAUAAGAUCUGGAUACAAGAGACACCUGAAGCAAAAUGGUUUCCUCCCUCUACCUGGAUACCACUGCUCUGUGCUCUUGAGAAGGUAUUUAUCCAAGGAAGGGAAGGGCAAAUCUGUAAGUUUAUUCUCAAACACUGAUGAAUGGCAGGACAUAAAGUCACUCAGGGACUUGCAAAUCAUCCUAACAGCACUGCAAACUGAGACGACCGAAAUAAAGCAUCCACAUUUUUUGAGCCAACAUAAAUGCUACUUACUAGAGCUAAGGAUGUAGUACAGUGGGUACAACUGCCCAGCAUAUAUGAAGCUAUGGGCCCAAGCAUCACCACCUCCCCUAAAAAAAGUAUAAUACUUGUGAUAAAGCUGGCUUUUCAUUUGUGACUUUAGAAGCAGCAGAAUGAAGUGCUAUGUUCUUAAAUAUUCCUCAUUUUUAAAUAUUCACACGUAAGGUAUAGUAGCAGAAUAGGUAAAUAGGGCCAAGCUGCCUUGUAGCACUUAACUCAACAAUGCCAUAGCACAGUGACUAAAUGCCUACUCCCAAAGAGGAUUCAGAAGGGAGGCUAUGGUACAGAAUCCUAUCAGAAACCCCAUAAAAAUGACCAAGGAAAAGUCCAGAUUGCACAAUAAAGGUCCCCAAAACUCAAAGAAUCACCUUUAACACCGUGCUCUCUUGGUCCCCAGGCAGUCCUUGCAGGUCAGGCCUGAGACAAUAUCACAGGAAGCUGGCUGCCUGCAGAAUAGACUAGUAGUGACACAGGUGUCACUAGCUCUCUAAAGGCAGGAGGCCUCUCGUUUGUUUUUAGUGUGACAGUGCAGAGAAUGGCCCACUAACUGCGCCUGACACCAGUCUCUGUCUGCCUUCACAGCUUAGGUGCCCGAUGGAAGGAAUUUUCCUUGUUAGGCCCUCUGCACGUGGAGCUGGCUGCAAAUAAAGUACUCAGACCAGGAAAGAAGACCAGUACUCCCUCCUUCAAAGCCACCAUAUCCUGGUCAAAGAGGAGUCAGCAGUGACCACACACUGAGCAGACCAGAGUCCAAAUACAAAAGACAAUGAGUCUCCUAAAGGAACGGAAACCAAAAAAGCCACACUAUAUUCCACGGCCCCCAGGAAAACCCUUCAAGUACAAAUGCUUCCAGUGUCCUUUUACAUGCAAUGAGAAGUCGCAUCUUUUCAAUCACAUGAAGUAUGGUCUCUGUAAAAACUCUAUUACUUUAGUGUCAGAGCAAGAUCGCAUUCCCAAGUGCCCCAAAUCUAGUUCACUGGACCCUAAGCAGACCCACCAGCCAGAGCCCACCUCAAAGCCAGCCACUUCCAAAUCUCUCCCAAAUGGACUCUCCAGCUUUGAUCCAAAGUCUCAACAGGGAUCUGCAAAGGAAGAUGCCAAAGAGAACCUAGAAAUGCAGGCCCGGGGGAGCCACAAGGGUCCCCAGAAACCAGCCCUACAGAAAGAAAUGACACCAGAAGCCAUUCUCAGUACCCAGCCUUGCCUAGACAGUGGGGUUAGGUCUUCAGCCUUUGUUCCAGUUGGGGAGCACAGACUUAGGGGGCCAGAAGACACAGAGGCUCCUGAAAUGCUGGCAUUAACCAACUCCACCACCAAAGCCACCUCUUUCCAUGGCAAGUCUGCAUUCCAUACUCCUAGUUACCCCUGGAAAGCUGGUUCCCCAUUUCUGCCACCUGAGUUUCCACAUAAAAUCCCAUCUACAAAGGGGUUUGGUGCUAUCUCUCCCUAUAUGCACCCUGCAAUCCCAGAGUACCCCCAUCCCUUCUACACAGAGCAUGGGCUGACUGCCAUCUAUUCCCCCUACCUCCUGACUGGGAACACGCCUGAGUGUGACACCACUUUGCUGUCUGUCUAUGGGUCCCAAGACCAAAGACACUUCCUGUCCCAUCCUGGACCAAUGUCUAAACACUUGAACACAACUCCAUCAACAUAUGACCACUACAGAUUUUUCCAGCAAUAUCACUCAAAUCUGCCAAUUCCUUAUGGAUUUUACAGACCAGAAUCGGCAUUUCCCUCCUACAGUCUCAGGCUCCCACCUGUUACUGGUAUCACACGAGAUCAAAGCUCUCGCCUACUUGAAGAAGCAGCCCUGGCUUACCCAGCCUCAAGUCCCUCUGAGUUAAAUCUUUCAAACUCCCACAGAAAACACACAGAGUUUGAGAAGGAAAGUCCAGUUCCUGAGGCAAAAGAUCCUUCUAAAGAUGGGCAAAGGGAUGCAGAAGAGGCGAAAAUGAGCCCCCGAGCAGGGAGCGCUGCCACAGGCUCCCCAGGGAGGCCAAGCCCCACCAAUUUCACCCAAACAAGCCAAACAUUCGAAGGCCUGUGUGACCUCUCAAACAAAGCAGCCUCCUCAGGAACCCUGGAGCGACUCCAGCAGCCUGAGCAGAGCCCCACUGCCUUCAAAGCUGUUCAGAGGGGCUCAGAAAGUCCUCAUUCUCAGCCUCCUGCAAACAGAACAGAGUCUCCAAAAAGCCUCCAGGCCAUGAACAAUGACCCUCCAGCCCAGAUAGGGACCAGUACCUCUCUCAUCACAGAGGCUCCACCCUCCAGCCCAGAGGACCACUCCAGGAUAGGCCCCCUCAAUCUCUCCAAAAAGUUGGAGACAAGCCCUGCAGCCACUUAUGGACCCAUGUAUGUAGACAAUGCCCAGGCAGACACCCUGGGCUUCUCAGGGCUGCAAGACCUGCCACUUAAUCUCUCUGUAAAGGAUCCCUGUAAUGCCUGGGCUCCUAGGCCUGUCUUCCCCGGCCCACCACAAGGUGCAGAAUCUGCAGCUGCUCUAAAGACUGAGACAAAAGGUUCUGAAGAUAAGACAAGCCAUGUGGAGACACAGCAAGACAAGGCCCACAGCAGGACGACCCCAGAUGGACACACAGUAGACAGCAGUGAUGAACAGAAGCAAACAGCGGCUGUAGCCCUCUGUCAGCUGGCAGCCUACAGCCCAGGGAACGUCCGAGUGGGUGAUGAGGAGAGCACAGUCCAGGAAUCCACCUGUCAAGAUGUGCCCACCCUCAGUGCUACAGAGAACCAGGGGGCUCAGUGUGACCUCAAACCCAAAGGACAAAAGAGGACAAGUCAAAGGGAUGCAGGAAAAUCCCAGCAAGGAACUAAAAAGCAAAAGCUGAAUGACACUGUACCAAGAGUGCUCACUCUACGCAAAAGAACCCGGGUGUCCUGAGGCUCACACGCUCCACUGCUGUGGCUAAAAAGACGCCUUUCACACUAUGUUCUAAGCAGCAGCUUCACUUUUCUGCUUUUUGGAGGAGGUACAGUCUUGCCAUGUUGUUCAAGCUGGCAUCCAACUUGUGAUCUUACUGCCUCAGCCUAAGUGCUGGGACAACCAGUGCACCCACAGCUUACUUUCACUUUUUAUCAAGUCAAUUUUUAUAAAUACAGUUUCUCUUUUCUCCUCAAAAAAGACAAAAGGCUGUAAUCUUGUUCAGUUUUUUGUAAACAUUAAGAAUAAAUAUUAAAAGGUGUUUCUACUUCUGGUUGUAAAAACAUCUCAGUGGCUUAUGCUCUCUAAGACUGAUGAAUUAAACUAGGCUUUCCUGUCUGUGACACACCAGGAAAAUAUACAGAACUGAAAACUGGCUCAGCAGUGUGAGUCAGUGUGAGCGGUAGGAAAAAUGACCUUUUAUAUGUACUAUUUUUCAGGACUAGUAAACUUUUACUGUUUUCCUAUGAAAUAUAGUUAUGUGUUUUGAUGCCAGAAACAUCUUCAUUUGAGCAUCAAGUGUUAUAUGUAAAAAAUGUUGUGAUUAGUUUUUACUGAACUGCCCACAAGCAUUGAGAGGCUGAUUUUACAAAUAAUUUAUUUCCAUCAGGGAAAUGCAUUGCUGGUAAAUCAAUCAGUAUGAUCAAUUUAUUCUAUUUGUUUAUGAUGUCACAGCAAACUUUCUCACUUAGCCUCACGUUCAACUCCCUAAAAUGAUGUACAUAUUGUUAAUUUUCCAAUAAACUCAUGUGUGAACUUUAAGAACACAUAAAGCAAAGACCAACAUCAGGUCUGUGGUAUUCUUUAGAGUAUUCUGCCAUAACAUUCGGCAAGAAAGAGUUAUAAUGAAACUAAGAAAGUACUUCUGAGGUUGGUGAAUAAAUUAGUAGCUAGAGUCCAGGCAUGUACAAAUCUUCACCCCUGGGUCUUUUCAAAGACCAUCUAGGAGUCCUGAAUCUCAGAGUACCUAGAGGGUAAGUCUCAGGAGCCCUGGCCCCUAAAUACUAUGUGGGAAGGCUUCCACCUUUCCUGGUCCCCAAAAGCCCUUCUACUCUGGACAGAGACGACCUUAUCCUACAUGCUAGAACCAAGCUACAGGCACUGAGCACAGGAAUUCAUGGUUCCUUAUUGAGAAAUCCUUUUGCUCAUCCAGCAAUUCCCAGCUCCUAGCCAGUCCCAAUAGAGGAUGUCUAGCGAAAGCUGACCAGUGUUCUACCUUCAGGUGAUGUUAGGAAUAGAGAAACACUUUGCAACUGGUUAAAGUCAUAUAAAAUUUCAAAUACCAACAUUAAGCGGGAUGCAGAGUUUUUCACAACCGUUAUGAGAUGCAUGAGGUCAGUGCUGCAAGCCAUCUCUAAAGGUACAGCAGGUUUCCCACUCACGGAAGCAGGAAAGCUUUCUGCUUCCACCUGGUGAGGCAGCAGGAGCCCUUCCCAUCCAAGGACCUAGAUGAGGCCUUUGGGUCUAUCAAACCACCACAUACCACUAACCCAAAUGUACUCUCUUAUGAUAUAAAACCAACAAAUACAAUCAUCUUAUUUUCCAGUCUGGCUCUUUUUUUAUGUUUGGCAAAGAACGAAACAUGACCCCUCCUGCUCCCCAUCAAGUAAAGGCCUGCAGGAAAGAGGAAUGAUCCAUCAAGCACUGUUUGCUCCAUCCUCAUGACCCAAAGCCUGGCACUAACAAAGUCCUCCUGGCAGGCUUAACCCAUAUAACUCGGCCCGCCAUUCAGGCCCAGAACUCUGAAGUACUAUGAUAGCUUACCCACUGUCCAUAUCACCUUAAAUGGCAAAUAAGAACCUGGCCAGCUGCCACCCAUGCCUGGGUGAAGCAUGAGAAGCUACUCUACCAGACAUGAGGUACUCAGCCUGCAGAAAACUGGUCUGUACAUGGUACCACCAGCCUCAGCUGAGAGACCCACAAUGGAAAAAGACCACCCUCCAGGAACAGUUUGCUCCAAAGGUCACCUUCAACAGCAUAUCCAUGGCAACUAGAGUAGAUACUCUAUCUGCCUAUAAAACAAAAGGAAUCCCUACAGCUACAUAAUAAAACACUAGGAUCUUACUUGUUUCCCAAUUACUACUUCUCUACUUUCACAUAUGAUUGACUUAAGAGUAAAACUCCUCCCAAAAAACAAAACAAAACAAAAUGCUUUCAAAAAGUUAAACAGAACCACAUGACCUAGCAAUACUACUUCCAGAUACAUCAUAUACACCUUAAAGCAAGUCUCAAAGAGACAUGCUCAUCUCCUGUCCACAGCAGCCAGGAGGUGGGAUGAUGGGGAGAGCAAGCAUAGUGGAGCAUUACUCAGCCUUACAAAGAAGGACAUUCUUACACAUGCUACAGUAUGAUGAGUCUUGAGAUCAUUAUACUCUAUGAAAUGAGCCAGUCACAAAUGGAGGAGCUUUUACUCUUAAGUCAAUUAUAUGUGAAAGUAGAGAAGUAGUAAUUGGGAAACAAAUAAGAUCAUAGUGCUUUAUUAUGUAGCUGUAGGGAUUCCUUUUGUUUUAUAGGCAGAAAGUACACACUUUGUACUUACAUGAAGACCCAAGAAUGGGCAAAACCAUAGGAAUAGAAAGUUGACUGGAGUUAUGUUGGGAGGGAGACAGGUCAUGUAUUUGGAAUAAUAGAUGUUUUAGAACCAGAUGUAUGAAAUCAUUGCCCAACAAUAAGAACAUAGUUAAUGUUACUGAGCAGAAUGCUUGGAAAUGGCUACAACAACAAAUUUGUUUUAUAUAUUUUUCAACCAUAAGUUUGAAAUAAAUUAAUAAUGAAAUACACCAAAAUCCAUUCAAUUAUAUUUUAAAUGAGUAAACCGUAAGGUAGGUAAACUGUAUCUUAAUUUAUAUUUUAAAACAAAAACCCUUUCUAAACAAUCCCAACAAUGGUCCACUGUGAUUUGUCCUCUUCCCACAACACCUUCUACAGGGCAGGAAACAACAGAUACAAAACUCCCUCAAAGGAAAGCACAGGAGGGCAAUUCGCUCAGCAGCAAAGUCAAGGGUGCCAUAUUCUGGUCUUCAUUUUUUUACAAACUUGGGUAUCUGGCAGCUCAAAAUGGCACAAAUGCUAAAACUAAGUAACAGUGCAACUCUGGGACCUGGUCAACAUGGCCCUGACCGGGGAUCUGUUUGCCUGGGACCUGAAAUGCCAGGCAUCCCACAUACAUAUUAUCAGGGCCAGGGGAGAUCUCCAACCUCCCUGUCUCCCCCCAUCUCUCUCUCACAAGCAUUUCCCUAACAAAACUCUUGUACAUUUAAUCCUACAUGGCAUUUGCUACUUAAGAGAACCCAUAGAGAUGACACAACACUAUCCAAACGUUCCUUUUUGGAUGAUGUCAUGCAACACGGCAAAACAGGAGUUCUGUGCUGAAGUGCUAAGCUGGACAAAACUGAUAGGAUCAACUUUUGCAGAACUCUGGAUACUAAUCAAGCAGUUAUGACAACCAGAGGAAUGCUUAAGGAAAGAAAUUACUGAGUUUCAGCACUCACAGAUACUCUCACAUCCUGUCUAAUGCUGAGAUAUGGAACAGACUGCAGAAAACAAACACAAGACAAUCACUGGGACAGUAGACACCACAGGCCUCAAUAUAUCCUAAGAGCAAGGGCCUGUGGGGAGGAGGCUUUUUUCUGUAGGUGCCUACUAGAAUAUUCAAAAUAUUCUGUUUUCAACAAAAAUAAAAAAAUGGCAAGGCAGACAAAGGAACAGGAAAGUAUAACCCAAACACGGGGGAAAGCAUCUCUGAAGCAGCCCCGACACUGGACUUACCAAACACAGACUUUAAAAUGCUUAAGGAAACCAAAGACACGAACAAGCUCAAAAUAUCAAUAAAGAGACAAAAAUUAUAGCAACUAAACAGAAGUUCUGAAAUUGAAAAGUCCAGAGCUGAAAUGAAGGUUCUCUAGAGGGGUGUGAUGAUUGAUACUGAUUGCCAACUUGACAGAAUCUACAAUUACUUAGGAGACAAGACUCUGGGUGUGUCUAUGAGGGAGUUUCUAGAUUGAGUGAACUAAGAGAGGAAGUUAUUUUAAAUGUGGGACACAGCAUUCCAUGAGCAGGGGUCCCAGACUUUAUAAAAGGGAAAGUGAGCUAAACACCAGCAUUCACCUCUCUCUGCUUCCUGACGGCGAAUGCAAUGUAACCAGCAGCCUCACAUUCCUGCUGGCAUGCCUUCCCAGCAAAGAUGGACUAUCCUCUUAAAAGAAACACAUGAGCCAAAAUAAAUCCUUCCUUCUUUUAACUACUUCCAUCAGGCAGAAUCUGGUCACAGUGAUGAGAAACUAACACAGGGGCUCACGGUCAGAUUUGCACAAGUAAAAGGCAGAGUCAGUAAACACAGAGACAAGAAACUGAAAUCACCCAGUAGGAAGAGCAGAAAAAGAAUAAUAAUAAAGGAAAAGGAACAGAACCUAAGAGACC